AUGUCGAAAAAGCUGACAUCAAACAUACCCCAAGACAACGAUGGUCAACUGCCCAGAAUGACUACCAGACAAUCCACAGCUUCAGCUACGACCGCUGUGCCAUCCGAAGACAUCCCGAGUCGAAUGGCCCACCUCGAAGCACAGAUACAGGAGGUCAAGGAUCUACUAGUUAUCCUUACGGCAGCCCAGACCAGAAUCCCGUCCACACCACCGGUGGACGCCCCCAUACCCACAGUCGAAGCCACGGAGCAACGAACACCUCGCACACGAAACACCCCCGAGACAGUUCAAUUGCCACCUCUUCAGAACACUCGUUCUCCAUCGAUUCCAGGGUCGUCACGAAUGCACACCAAGGACCCCCCGAAUCGCUAUAAGAAAUCAACCAUCUCUGAGAAAAUCCUUCCUCUCAGCGAUGGGAAGUAUCCGAAGUAUAAUGUGAAGACUUCGAUACUCGAAGCAGUAGGACAAGAGCCCCAUUACCUGUCCGCUACGCAUGGAUUCCGCAGUGCAGAGGAGAUGAUGGAUCUACUAGGUUCAUACUACCUCACAGGCAACGAGACGGAACAGGCCAGGAACCUCUUCGACGACCUGCAAAUGGGAGAGAAGGGGCAUGCUAGCGAAACCUUCCCAGAGUUCAAGGCUCGUUUUCAAAGUGCAGCUAUCACUGGACAAGCCUCCGAGUCAGAAUGGUUUCAGUACAUGUGGAACAAGUUGACUCCCCAAUUCCGCAGCCGCGUCGCGAUCAUCAAAAACCAAUGGAAUGGAGAAUACCAGACCAUGGACGUCCACACGUACCACGGAUACUGCAAGGCCGUCGGCGUCGAAGCCGACUCCAGCCAUAUCCGCUCUGUUCACCUGAACCGCAUUCCUCCCCAAUGUGGCAAGCCCGGCCAUUUCCAGGACAAAUGCCCCCUUAACGCUACUAUCAGGGAAAGGGACCGUAACGACCCCGAGGCUGAAGAACAAUGGAAAGAAGCCGUGGAACUUCAAUUAGAUGCGUCCCUCGAGGAAAACGACGAGGCCUAG
Molecule: messenger RNA, 1026 nt
Organism: Pseudogymnoascus destructans
Lineage: Eukaryota; Fungi; Ascomycota; Leotiomycetes; Thelebolales; Thelebolaceae
Exons: 5
Coding region: 1-1026 (341 amino acids)
Source: RefSeq, a predicted model, not a curated record